Trametes versicolor FP-101664 SS1 is the source of this 2826-nucleotide messenger RNA. RefSeq lists its product as uncharacterized. The record is from RefSeq and is a predicted model, not a curated record. The transcript is spliced from 4 exons. The coding region runs from base 1 to 2826 and encodes 941 amino acids. Lineage: Eukaryota; Fungi; Basidiomycota; Agaricomycetes; Polyporales; Polyporaceae.
AUGCAUCCGGUCUCUGCAGACGUCGACGACGGAGGUUGCCUUCCCCCACUCAACUCCCCCAACCUCCUCAAGCUCGGUUCUUCCAUCGCAGACAAGAACACAUUCCUCCGCUCCUACAUCCGCUCCCAGGAAGCUCACCUGGCGAGCUACGUUGUCGAGGGAAAGUCCGGAGCACCACCUACCGACAUUGGCACACCGAAGAAGACGAGGACGGUUCUCCGAGACUUCGAGAUCGAAAGUGGUUUCGGGACGCCCAUCCUCAAGCAUAGGACCAUUUCGAGACCAACAGAUCCAACACCACCUAUCAAAAAGAGUAGGCUCGAGGAUGUACCGGAGAGGGUUUCAGUGGCUCCAGUCCGGGCUAGGCACGGCGACGACACCCAGCAGGAUAAGAAUGUGGUCGAAAGGAGCGGUCGGCCCAAGGAGCGUGCAGUAGACCCCAAUGUCAGUCGCAAAGCCAAGAGUCCCCGGGAGAAAUCUCCUACGACCACAAACGAUAAAGGCCAAGCUAGAAAGAGCACGGAGAAGGAUAAGUGCGGGAGAGCAGAGACGAGCAAGCGAAAACACAAGGAAUUGGGCUCGGAUGACGAGCACCGCAAUCGUUUGGAGGAAAGACGGGAGCGGAGGCGCGCGAAGAAGGCUAUUGUCGCUCCGAAACCUCCGCCUCCAGAAAGUGAUUCGGGCGAGGACACCGAUCCCAAACGCGGAGGGCGUGCGGGCAAGGCCUCCAAGAAGAGUAAGAAAGGCAAGGGCCUCAGCAUGCCUGCAGGUUUGGCCUUGAUGCACGGUUUCUCGGCGACUAACAUUGGGAAGAAUCGCUUGACAGUCAAGCUCGACCCUGUCGUUGGCGUGUUUAACAAAGGAAAGGCGUCCGCGAAGACUGUAGUAAAGAAGAGCAAGCCUACUAAACCAUAUCUGAAGCUAUUCUCUGAAGACCGUUUCCUGAGCAAGACGCGCGGGCAGAACAAAGACGAUGGCGCAGACAGCGAUGCUUCCGAUGACCAACAUGAAGACCGCGACCAUGACCACGACCAUAGCGAAGACGGCGCAUUGGCGCCUCGUGCAAAGCCUCGCAAGAAGCAGGUUACCCCUCCGCGGACGAUAAAGGUCGCCCAGAAGCGUGCACGAUCACCCUCGAGCGCCAGCGGGUUAUCGAGCGAUGAGGAGAAUGAUCUGCGUCGUCCUCAGCUCGAUCCUGCCCCUCCGAACAAACUACAUAAACGUCCCCGUGCGGAAUCGCCGACGUGGGAUAUCGAGUUGGAGGAAGGAAAGCUCCCCUCCGAAUCCGAUCCUGACACGUCUGUGGUUUCUAGAGCGGAGACGAAGGCUGAUGGCACCGUGAUCCUCGACAUGCGUGUGACUGGCGCGAAGUGGCUCUCUACGACACAGGAGAAACUCUCGCGAAUGGAGGAAGUCGUGCCGACGGAGGACGUCGCGCUAGACGAGAAACGAUCGGAGCCAUCAUCGAUCGCUCCCUCCAACUCUGCCUCGCAAACCGCGUCUCGCCGUCCUGACCGGGACGCAGACGGGGUUUCUAUUUUCUCCAAAUACUUCUCGGCGCUCGAUCCUCCUAUCGUUGAGCCCGCUGCCUCUUACAGGAUGCCAGACGCACCUUCGUCUCCGCCACUGCCUGUCCUUCAACACGCAUCCGCCAAGCACGGUGGGAACCUCAUCGUCACGGAGAAUCCGGGUUACCAAGACACUCUGGACCCACACUACCGGCCCACCUCUGGCGGAUCUGUCCAUAUGCCUGUGUCGUCCGCUGCUCUCGCUGCUCCUCGGCUGGUGGAACGAAGUGUUUCCCUUCCGGUUCCAAGUGUCUGCCCUCGGUCUCCUCUAGUGUCUACGUCGCCUCUGGGAUUCUUUUCCGGGCCCCCAUCACCUGCGCUUUCUGGGUCUCUUGCUCUGCCUGCUAAAUUCAACUCAUCGGCAUUCGCUUCUGCUAGGGAGCGGUAUCAUACAUCUGGGGUCAAGCGUCAACAGCCACGGCCCAGAAGUAGUCACCCUCGACGCUCGACUACGGCUCACCGUUCACCGGAACGUUAUGGGACUGAAUACGACUCCGAACAACACCAAGUCCAGUCCGCUUCCGACGAGUUCGCAUGCGCAGAUGGUUAUAUUCGUAGCCCUCAGCUUGACGGACUCGAGCUAUGCUUUUCCGGUGCCCAGGAUCCUGUGUUUCUAUCCGAUUUACCUGCUCGGGCUGUCCGUUAUGCGGGUGGCGAUGACGUCUAUGAGCUUGAGGUCUAUGCUGGGUUCUCAGAGGCCUAUUGCGACGAAUUUCCUGCGGAUCUUGCGUCCUCGACAGGUCAACGCGAACUAGACCCUGCAUACCCGGGAGAAGACGAGCCCCUGGUCUAUUACCGUGACGAUCGCCUAGGCGUGUCUGGUCAUGACGAGGACUGGCGCGACGAGGAGCCAUACGACCUUUACCCUCCCGACGGAGCGCUGGGCGGAUCCUGCGACGAACUUCCCUUAACCUACUGCGCUAUGGAAGAGGCCGUCUUCGAUGACGUCUAUUGCGCAGAAGGCUCUGGAGACAUCCCGGCCGAGCGGAGUGACUUUGUCUCUGAUGAUUUUGCCUUCGACCCUGAGCUCGCACCUGGCGCGGGGACGGAUCUGGAGGAGGAUCUCGGCUACGACAGCGCGUCGGACCCUGAGAAUCAGUCGGUGCUGGGGUCCUUGCAACGGUUCUCGCAGGGUCGGGCGUUGCUGAUGGGCGUGGCGGAGCUUGGGCCGGGCAACGACGGUCCAGCGGGAGUGUCGAAGGCGGAGGAGGAUGUGGCGAAGAGCUUGAAGGGACACUGGCAGCGGCAGCGGUUCUAA